Molecule: messenger RNA, 717 nt
Organism: Amorphotheca resinae ATCC 22711
Lineage: Eukaryota; Fungi; Ascomycota; Leotiomycetes; Helotiales; Amorphothecaceae
Exons: 2
Coding region: 1-717 (238 amino acids)
Source: RefSeq, a predicted model, not a curated record
AUGCCGGAUCUGCAUUCUCUCCCCACGGGAUCCCGACCCGAGAACGCAAUCCGCAACAAUGGGCCCGACGAGCUAGUUCUCGAGCGCUACAAGCUCCGCGAGCUCGCCGAGGGAUGGCCUUGCUAUCGCGACGCCUGCGAAUGGGAGAACCUGAAAUCCAUCUUCCACCCCUCGGCCUACAUCUACACGACCUGGACGGGGCGCACGCACCAUCUAGACUUCAUCGCCGGGUCGCAGGCCGGCAUGGACCGCGGCGCGUUCAUCAUGCACCGCUGCCACGGCGUGACCAGUGACAUCGCGCCGUCGGGCCUGCUUGCCGUGACCAAGAUGAAGGCCACGAUCACGCAGCGCUUCGUGCUGGACGGCUGCGCCGUCGACGCCGAGAGCGAUUGCCGCUUCUGCUUCUUCUGGCGCAAGGAGACUGAUGGCCCGCUGCAAGGCCAGUGGCGCGCACGUUUUGUCCGCCAUUGGUAUGAGAAGGAUAAGCUGAUUCCUGUGGAUCCGAGGAGGGUUCCGGAGCUGGAUGAUGAGAGGCUGAAGGGUUAUCCAAGCGGAUAUAGGUAUCUGGCGUAUUGUCAGGAGGCGACGAUGGGCGUAAAGGUUAUGUUGGACAUGCCUGGCCAUAGAAGGGAGCCGGAGACAGAGUCCGGGAAAAAACAUGAUCUAUUGUAUUGGCAGUGUAAAAAGUGGCUCGAGGGGGAGGAGGUUGAUCUUUAA